AGAUUAUGUGAACUUUAUAAAAACAAUGAAGGUUAUGAAGUGUUGGAUCGUUUCAAAGGACAGCUGCUGGAGGGCAAAACUUAUCAGCCACUAUUUCCAUAUUUUGCGGAUCGAAAAAGUACACUUGGCGCAUUUCGAGUGCUUGUUGCUACAUUUGUAACCACAGAUCAAGGUACCGGUGUGGUGCACCAAGCACCAUAUUUUGGCGAGGUUUGUUGCUUUAUAAAAUGCCGUUUUCUUAUGCAAGAUAAUUGUCACAAGCAAUUCUAA
Messenger RNA from Gongylonema pulchrum, 270 nucleotides. The record is from the annotation of a GenBank genome assembly. Lineage: Eukaryota; Metazoa; Nematoda; Chromadorea; Rhabditida; Gongylonematidae.